UUGACAGUAUUUUGUGUCGUGCCUGGAAGGACUGUGAAGUCUUGCAGCCGCUCAGACUUGAGGAGUGACAACUUACGAUGGCGGGUGCUCUUUAUCUGUUUGCUCUUCGCUCUUUCCGGUUCUGUGGACGGGGGCGACAGCAGCUGGACUGAGCUCACAGCCACAGUUUCAAUUCCCUCGCUAGGACGAUCCCAACCACCAACUCCUGCGAGGGUAGCUUGGAUAUUCAAGGACAUUUUAACGUUACUAUAGCUACUUUGGCCUUUUCUGUCGAUUGAGGAAAUCCAGCGUGUGGUUCUCCGGCGCAAUGAUGUGGCCAGAUUUAGGUAAAUACGGGCAGAAACGGCGGUUGAUAUCACUGUGAAACGCUCCCGAGCUGAUGAUGUUUGUCUUCGUCUCAUCUUUACAUGUCGUACCCGCACCCCUUCCUCGGCUGAAGGGCCAAACAAACGGCAACGUAAAGGACAUCAUUUGCUGACUUUCAAUGCGUUUAUCUCAAUUAUGGCAUCGUUUCCAGACCUCAAGUCGGCGGCUGUUUCGUGCUGAAAGAAAACCGUGUUACUGGUGAAAGUAGUGACCCCAAAACGCGGAGAAAGACCAGUGAACUUUGAUAUGCUGAGUGCUGGAUUGUGGCGAAGCCAGAGGUGCAACACUGAUGUGCAUCAGGUCCAGGAACCGUCAAUGCGGACUUCAGCUGGUGAUUUGACAAGUUACAUAUAGGAGCCCCCGAGUCUCUCUUGUCCCCUCUCCCUUCCCUCUGUCCCUCCCCCCUUCCCUUGUCAAUCUUCUCCCCGAUCCCCCUCUCCCUAUCCUCCAAGAUUCACCAUGCUUAUCAAGGAGUACCGCAUCCCCAUGCCCAUGAGUGUGGAGGAGUACCGCAUUGCCCAGCUCUAUAUGAUCCAGAAAAAGAGCAGAGAAGAGAGCUGUGGUGAAGGUAGUGGGGUGGAGAUUCUAGAGAAUAAGCCCUACACAGAUGGACCGGGUGGGACGGGCCAGUACACCCACAAGGUUUACCAUAUUGGCAUGCACAUUCCCAGCUGGUUCCGCUCCAUUCUGCCCAAAGCAGCACUGAGGGUUGAAGAGGAGUCUUGGAACGCCUACCCUUACACCCGCACCAGAUACACCUGCCCCUUUGUUGAGAAGUUCUCCAUUGACAUUGAGACGUACUACAAAUCUGACACAGGCAAUCAAGCAGAUGUCUUCAACAUGUCUGCAACAGAGAAGAGGCAGAGGACUAUUGACCCAAUCGACAUUGUGACAGAUCCCAUCCCUCCCCAUGAGUACAAAGCAGAGGAGGACACACGGCUCUACAAGUCAGCCAAGACCCAGAGGGGUCCUCUGCAGGACGACUGGAUAGAAGAGUACAAAAAUAACCCAGGGAAGACCCCCAUCAUGUGUGCCUACAAACUCUGCAAGGUGGAGUUUCGUUACUGGGGCAUGCAGUCUAAGAUUGAACGCUUCAUCCAUGAUGUCGGACUGAGAAAGGUGAUGGUGCGUGCCCACCGGCAGGCCUGGUGCUGGCAGGAUGAGUGGUACGGUCUGACCAUGGAGGACAUCCGGCAACUGGAACUGGAAACCCAGCUGGCCCUGGCCACGAAGAUGGCCCAGUUCAGUCAGGCAGAGGAGGCCACAGAGGCCAACGGAGAUGCUCCGUCUCCGGACAAACACCAGGAGGUUAAAGAAGCGAUCAGCUCCAUGGAAGCUGAGGAGGUGGUUGUUCGCUCAGGAGGAGAGACUCUCCAGCCACGAGGUGUACUCACCAAGCAGUGGUCCACUUCAUCCCGAUCCUCCCGCUCAUCCAAGAGAGGAGUGAGCCCAUCACGUCACAGCAUCUCAGAGUGGAGGAUGCAGAGCAUAGCGCGAGACUCAGACGACAGCUCGGACGAGGAGUUCUUCGACGCUCAUGAGGAUUUCUCAGACGGCGAGGAGGUCUUCCAAAAGGAAAUUUCCAAGUGGAACUCCAACGACCUCAUAGACAAGAUUGAAGCUGCAGACACAGAAGAAACUCCUGGUGAGCUGUUCAAGGAAAUGACAGUGGAUUAUGAGAGAGCAACCAGUGAGGAAAGACUAGAUGAGGAGAGCUCGUCCCAGCAGUGUCUGCAGCCCUCCAAGAUCCAUGUGCUGAUCUUGGUUCUGCACGGAGGGAACAUCCUGGAUACAGGCGGAGGGGACCAGAACAGCAAGCAGGCCGACGUCAACACGAUUAGUACAGCUUUCGAAACAGUCAUGCGUGUUCACUACCCCACGGCGCUGGGACGCAUCGCCAUCCGCUUGGUACCCUGCCCUGCCAUCUGUGCCGAGGCCUUCUCCCUAGUUUCCAACCUGAGCCCAUACAGCUACGAUGAGGGUUGUCUGUCCAGCAGCCAGGACCACAUCCCUCUGGCAGCUCUCCCCCUCCUGGCCACCUCUGCUCCACAGUACCAGGAGGCCAUUGCCACUGUCGUUGUAAGAGCCAACCACGUGUACACAGAGUUCAUAAAGUCUCUGAACGGGGCAGUCUUCUCUGGCCAGGUGUGCCUCAUUGGGGACUGUGUGGGAGGAAUCUUGGGAUUUGAUGCACUGUGCAGCAGCAAUCAGACAGUUAAUGAAAGCCAGGACAGCAGUCGCAGGGGCAGUGUCGUCAGUGUACAGGACCAGGACCUCCUUUCUCCUGGAAUCAUUAUCAACAGCGGGCACGGGUCAGCCUCUCCGACUCUGGAGGGCAGCCGCCACCUCAGUCGCAGUAACAUUGACAUUCCUCGUGCCAGUUCAGGUGACGACACCAAGCAACAACUGCCACGCAAGAGAAGUGACUCCUCCACCUACGAGCUGGACACAAUAAAACAACACCAGGCCUUCCUCACCAGCUUACACGCCAGUGUUUUGCGGAACGACACAGUCUCACGUAGGUCGAGCAGCAGCGCUAUGCUGGAUGGAGGCACCCUGGGAAAGUUUGACUUCGAGGUCUCCGACUUUUUCCUGUUUGGCUCUCCACUGGGCUUGGUACUCGCCUUGAGAAAGACUGUCAUUCCAAUGCUGGAUGUGGCCCAACUGCGGCCUGCCUGUCAGCAAGUCUACAACCUGUUCCACCCAGCCGAUCCCUCAGCCUCCCGCCUGGAGCCUUUAUUAGAGAGGAAGUUUCACCUCCUGCCUCCCUUCAACGUGCCCCGUUACCAACGCUUUCCCCUGGGAGAUGGAAACUCUGCCCUACUUGUGGAGACAGUCCAGAGCAACGCUCAGCUGCUACUUGACAGCGGGCCUCCCCUGUCCUUUCGCUGUCAGGAGGCCAUCAGUGAGACCUGCAUCCCUGUGCCUGUGCUAAACUGGCCGGAGGGCUCCCUCAAAGCCACACCCGCCACUAUGGAGUCGGAUGUUGUUCAGUCUCAUGGUGGUGUCUUCAUGGACAGUUCGUACCCCUCAUCCCCCGUAACGGGGCCCCUCUCCCGGGGCCAGCGGAGGGCCAGUGAAGUCAGCAUUGCCAGCCAGGUCUCAGGAAUGGCAGACAGUUACACUGCCACCAACAUAGCCAACACCAAAUCACGCCAAAUUAACCAAUUCAAAAAGUUCAGCCUUUUGUCCCAACUCGCCCUUUCAUCACAAAACAAAUUCUUCCUGAAAAGUCCUCCUAAGUCCCGUAAGAAAGCGGAGGCUGGCAAGGCCGCAGGAACUCCUGAUGCAGAUCUAGUAGCAGAGCUGGACGGUGUGGCAGAGACUAGUGACCGUCUAAGUCCCACUGGCCAGCACGAGAACUGCGUGUCACCUGGGCUGGAGCGUGCUAUAUCUGAUCUGGUCUCACUGGACUCCCAGGCUGAAGUGGACCAAGUUGCAGCACGUUGGUGGGGCACAAAGCGGCUGGACUUUGCCCUGUACUGCCCCGAUGCGCUCACCGCUUUCCCCACUGUGGCUUUACCGCACCUCUUCCACGCAUCAUACUGGGAGUCCACUGAUGUUGUGUCUUUUCUCCUGAGACAGGUGAUGAGGCAUGAAAACUCUAGCAUCCUGGAGCUCGAUGGGAAAGAAGUGACUGAAUUCACCCCCUCUAAACCUCGAGAGAAGUGGCUUCGCAAGAGGACCCUUGUGAAGAUCAGGAACGUGACUGCCAACCACCGCAUUAAUGACGCGGUGUUCACAGAAGACUCCCAGCAGGUCGUGACAGGUCGCUUUAUGUACGGCCCUCUGGAUAUGGUCACCUUGGCCGGGGAGAAGGUUGAUCUCCACAUCAUGACCCAGCCCCCAUCAGGAGAAUGGGUGUACUUCAACACACAAGUGACCAACAGUAGUGGCCGUGUGUCUUUUGCCAUCCCAGAGAAAAAACGUCUGGGCAUCGGAGUCUACCCAGUCAAAAUGGUUGUCAGGGGUGACCACACAUGUGCAGACAGCUACCUGACAGCUGUUCCACGUGGCACAGAGUUUGUUGUAUUCAGCAUCGACGGGUCAUUUGCUGCCAGUGUGUCAAUCAUGGGCAGUGAUCCCAAAGUGCGGGCAGGAGCCGUGGAUGUUGUCAGACACUGGCAAGAUUUAGGCUAUAUGAUCAUCUAUGUGACAGGACGACCAGACAUGCAGAAGCAGCGGGUAGUGGCUUGGUUAUCUCAGCACAACUUCCCUCAUGGCAUUGUCUCCUUCUGUGACGGCCUGGUCCACGACCCGCUCAGACACAAGACCAACUUCCUCAAGUCCCUGACAGAGGUUCACAUGAAGAUUUUCGCUGGCUACGGAUCAACCAAAGACAUCUCAGUCUACACCUCCGUUGGCAUCCCUCCCUCCCAAAUAUACAUCGUCGGGAGACCCUCCAAGAAGAUGCAGUGCCAGUUCAUCACUGAGGGAUAUGCGGCUCAUUUGUCCCAGCUGGAGUACAGUCACCGUUCUCGGCCAGCUAAGUCCAGCAGUGCACGCAUGGUGCUACGUAAAGGCAGCUUCGGCUUGGGUGCAAACAGCGACUUCCUAAGGAAGAGGAACCACCUGCUGCGCACCAUCUCCUCCCAACCGACCCCCAGCUCCCCAACAGGCAGCAUCCACAACAGGCCAGAACGCACACAGAGCCAAUCGGACGGCGAGAGGCUAGAGCGGGAUCGGCUGGAGUGCACUCACAGCUACAGCCAGGGAGCAGCACAGCGCAGCAUGAGCAUCACAGCCAGCUGCUGGGGCCGCAGCAGCAGCACCAAGCUGGAACCAGGCGUUCUCAGCCCCAAAUGAGAUUAGGAAGACAGAGUACCUUCGGGAGAGUGAUGAAAAGUAUACAGUGCUGAGGAAGAGACCCAUGACAAAGAUAAAUGCAAAGAGUGAAAAACUGUUGGCUUGCACCAGAUGGGUAAAUACCACAAUGAAAACAAUAGGUGCUACAAACCACUCUUUAUAAACUAAUGCCAGUUACACUCUACACAGAUAUUUAUGAACAGAGGCUACGGCUAUAUUUAUUAUACAACACACACAAUACUCAACAGGCAUUUCAAGGAGCAUCUUCCUGAAACAGAAACGUGCACACAAAUAGACAAAGCAUAUAUUGUAGGGAUCCAGACUGUUUCUACUGUUUAGUAAAUAUUUAUCACUCUUGAUUACAAGGUCAGUUUUCCUCCUACAGCGGGCUCUUAGAUUGGAGAUGGUUACACAUACAAGCACCCCAUUGCUGUAUACUUAAGUUAACAACACAAAGUGGUUACAGACAGCCUGUAUCAGGUCCCAGUUUGGAUACUGUUCUGAUCCUGCACUGUAACUGACGCUGACACCACAAGCACAGCAAUUACGAUAGUUUUAAUGCUAUGUCCUUUUUAUGUGAUAACCAGAUAUGUUCACGUCUGGGAGCAGAGCGGAGAAUCAGGUAAAACUGGAUUGAAUGUGUUUCUUUUCUCAGUGUGACCAAACAAACACACAAUCAUUUAGCCAAAAUGUAUCUUUUUCAGAUUUGUUUUUUGAAAAAAAGCUUCAUAUAUCAACAUUAACCAUUGUUCUGUAAGCCAACAUGAACGGAUUUGAUCAAGAUCUACUACUUGUUGCAUAAACAAAGACAACGAUGACUAAAUAAUGUUUUAGCAAACCAUACAGUCCAGUUUAGCUUGUUUUCUAGUCGUCCAUCAGACCAAAGAACCAUCCAAAUAUCACAUGAAGCAAACUGCGAAAUUACCCUUUAAUGAUGGUUGCAGCUUAAACUGUUCCUGGGAUUUUAUAGCAUUUCACCACAUCUCACCACACUGCACUGCUGAACCUUCCUGAAUCAGUAAUGUUUGACUCGGCUAUAAGGAAAACUCCUACUACUGUACGGUUAAUGUGCCAAAGUAAACAGUAUAGAAUGAAAUGCUGUACAUGAAUAGAGAGGAAAUAAUUAAGGUCUCCUGUGAAAAAAAUGGAAUAGAUUGUGUAAGUAUGUAGUUGAAUGGUUUAACAAGGCUUGUACAUAAUUAUUACGUGACAGUGCAGAUCUGGUAUCUGGUCCACUGAAGACCAGUUUUAAGUGUCUUUUUCACUCUGGGGGUAAACACCACCUCAUUCGGGAUACACUUUAAUGAUUGAUGAUGAUUAUUGUUAUUUAAGAUUAUAGAUAUUUUAAAAUGUAUUGAUUUUGUGAACAAAAUGUGUUUUUAAUAUUACUUUAACUAUGUUGUGGGUUUUUUUUUCUUCCUCAAACUUCAGUUGCAGCAGCCAAAACUCAAAGAGGUCUUUGCCUGGCACAGUAUUGUAUUUUUAUUAUGUUAUCUUGCAGAUCACCAGAAUCGUAUCAACAGAACUGCUAUCUUGUGUCAUAUAUUGUAUGUUUAUUAUCUAAUUUUGGAAAUUUGGGAUAUGGCUUCUCUCCGGUUAUCCCUAAGCUGUACAUUAGGCAUUGAAUGUGCUCAUAGAUAAUCCUCUUUAGGUUAAGGUCUCUUUUCUCUGUUCUGCUUUUGCGCCUUUAGAGGAAGAACAAUCUGCAAAUUGUAAAUUCUGUACAAAAUGCUGUCGGAAGUAGGAGCACAGAGCUAAGACUUAACUUUAUGCUGUUCGCCAUUUUUUCCUGACAAGGGUACAACAUUUGUGAUUUAUUCAUUCAAAUGAUGUUUAUUUGUCCCUCUAAUAGGCAUUUAUAGAGCUGACUGCAAUGGACCAAUAUGGGCUCAAAUGUAAGGGAAAUGUGCAAUAUUACUCAACUGCACCACACGAUCAAACCAACUGUGUUGAGGAACACAGCACAGUGCAUUGACAAUCAGUUCAACAGGCACAUAUUCUACAGAUGUCAAAUUGCAGGGGGAAUCUGAACACAUCUUAGCACUCAACGAACACACAGGGCACACAUGCAACAUUUGUAGAGUCCAUUUAAAAAAAAAAAAAGUACAGAUUUCUCACAAGUGCCACUGACCUGAUAAUGGUGUGAAAUAUUACUGCAGGUUUUUUUUCCUGUGGACAGACAUGCUCUGUCUUAACUUUGUUUUUGAGGUUUGGAUGAAGUCACUUAACAUUUAAAAGUGACCCAGAAAUCAACACUUAGUUGCCAUUUUAUUAGGUACACUUACAGUAUGUAAAAAAAAAAUGCAGUCCUGCAACAAAUCCUACCUUCAUUAAACAUUUUAAUGUGUUAACUGUUUUAGAGGGGAUCAACUUAAUGGUCAUUUUAAAGGCUGUAGUUUGUGAUGCUGUUGAAUUGUAUUGUGUUAUACUGAGAGGUGUUUCUAAUAAUCUGUCCACCUCUUUUAUAUCAAUGAGGGGAGACCUAAUGCUAGAUAACUAAGUGUACAUCCCAAUGCAUAGGUACCUAUAACUUGCUUGGCCAUGGCUGUUUCUAGCAAUCCUGGUGAAGCAAGUGUAAUUACAAACUGUUUUACAGUCCCUCUGCAUUUUGACCAUUUUAGAGAUUUGGCUUGAAGCCAUAUAUAAAACUCUUUUGAAAGCUGCUGAUCGAAGAAUGGCUGUUUGUACAUUGAUAGUAUUUGGAAAAAAGGAAAGGCAAUGCUGUAAAACAUGCAGCAUGGUUAUCUACUGAACCAUAUUAUGUCUUUCCUCAGAGAUCUGAAUUGCCUGGAUAUCAAAAUCCAGAGAAUGUAAAGACGAAGCGGUGCAGUUAUCUGAAGUUUGGAUACCUCUGGGCAGACAAUUGCUUUGAUUCUGCUACUUACACACACAUUACCAGAGGCCUUACAUUUCCCUUUUCUGCCUUACAUUGGCCAUUGUGUUGUGAGGCCUAGAAUGAACACUGCUCACUCCCGAAUUGACUUCAUGGAAAAGGGUAGACUGUUUACUUUUUAGAAAUGGGAAAAGGCCAUAUUUUUUCUUAAAAGGCUUUGGCUUGUUUUCACUUAAAAGGAAAUGUACAAAGGAGAAAUCGGUUUGACAUAUUUCACAAACAUUAGGCAAUCCGUCUUAAUCUCUGUUCCCCAGGUUAACGCAAUGUCAACCACUGUUACAUCAACAGUUAGCAUUCAUGGGCUGUAUAUAUAUAUAUGCAACAUACCUUGGUAAAUAUUUUCAUUGUACAGGAUAUGUAUCUUGUAGGCUUUUGGAUAACAAUGUUAUCAAUUCCCUUGUGCAUUUAUGUACAGUGUAUAAAGAACAUAUAAAGAACAA
Messenger RNA from Sander lucioperca (pikeperch), 8505 nucleotides. RefSeq names its product membrane-associated phosphatidylinositol transfer protein 2-like. The coding region runs from base 826 to 5172 and encodes 1448 amino acids. Gene Ontology annotation, molecular function: phosphatidylinositol transfer activity; phosphatidylcholine binding; metal ion binding. The transcript has 26 exons. Gene Ontology annotation, biological process: phospholipid transport. The record is from RefSeq and is a predicted model, not a curated record. NCBI's taxonomy places the organism in Eukaryota, Metazoa, Chordata, Actinopteri, Perciformes, Percidae. Gene Ontology annotation, cellular component: cytoplasm.